Molecule: messenger RNA, 822 nt
Organism: Thermochaetoides thermophila DSM 1495
Lineage: Eukaryota; Fungi; Ascomycota; Sordariomycetes; Sordariales; Chaetomiaceae
Exons: 1
Coding region: 1-822 (273 amino acids)
Source: RefSeq, a predicted model, not a curated record
AUGCUCGACACCUUCCAAACUAACAACACCCUUAUCACAAUCCUCAACCAUCAACCCAAUCAUUCCCCCUCCGAAUCCCCAGCAAGCCCCAAAACCCUCCUCGCGGCAGGCGAUCUGGCCACAACUCUCCUCAACUCCGGCCUCGUGGCCUGGGGCCUCAAGCUUUACGAGCACCGGUCCCAUCUUAUUUCCCGCGCGGGGCUCUCUGUGUUCACGGUCUCGUCCCUCCUCGCGAUAAGCAAUGUGACGCUGGGGCCCCUCUUCGCGUCCCAAGCGCUGCACAUGCGCCCGGCGGCAAGGGCAAUCGCGUUCGCGGCACGGAGUGUCACGAUCGCCCUGGGGGAUCCGGUGAUGGGUAUGUUAGGCGGAGAUCAGGGGCUGAGCGCGGCGAUGGUGGUAGUGAGUGGGAUUGGGUAUCAGAUGGGGCUGGGGUUUGGGAUGGGGGCGUGGGUUGAGAGGUGGGUGAGGAGAUGGAUGAGUGCGAGGAUUGGAAAGAGCCAGGGUAAUCAGUCAGCUGUGGGGAGGGAAAAUCAGCGUGGGGGGAAUGAGGCGCAGCCUGCUCGGUCACAAGAAGGGGAGCAAGAUGUUGAGGAUGAGGCUGCGGCCUCGAGGAGGCGGGUAAAUGACCCCAUGACUGUUGCUGCGGGCGUCACGGUCGGAGUUAACGCGGCAGCCAUGGGGACAGCAUACUUGUACGAGGCGAAGAGUGAUGCAGCGCCGCAUGCGGCGUUAUCCAUGAUGGCAUUUGGGAUUAUGAUGGUUGUGUUUGCGAGCAUACCUCCGCUUGCGCAAAGGAUUGUGAGGGCAGUUCAGGGGGGUUGA